Molecule: messenger RNA, 1671 nt
Organism: Diabrotica virgifera virgifera (western corn rootworm)
Lineage: Eukaryota; Metazoa; Arthropoda; Insecta; Coleoptera; Chrysomelidae
Exons: 2
Coding region: 370-1575 (401 amino acids)
Source: RefSeq, a predicted model, not a curated record
AUUUUUAUUUUUAGGAUUUGGGGUGACACCAUCGAUUACCGCCCUGGGUGUCAUCCAUUACGCCACUAGUAAACCGACCGCUUCUGCUGACGAUGAAUAUUUCGUAUUGGCUCAUACGGAAUCAAUCUGACAUCUGACGUUAUCAGUACGAGUACGAAAGAUACGAGUAACGAAAUGAAUGCGAACGUUUGGUUAUUUUGUUUUGAGUCUGGUUGGUAAGGUAAAUACCCGUUACUAAGUAACAAAUACUUACAUACAUUUUGAUACAGCUCUACUUAUCAGUAAAAUACUAACGGGAAUUUCAUUCACGUACGCGUAGUCGCGUGUCGCGUUAGUUACCUUUAUACGUUCGUGACAAAUACAUCGUUUAUGAAAAUGUCAAGUGAGGACAAAACCAAACAGGCGUUACAUUGGAUACUGGAAUCCAUUGGAACGUCGAAUUUAAAAGUAAACUUUAAAACAAGAGAAGAUAAUUUGGAAGGGUUCAUGGCAGACACGUUGUUAGCUGAGGUUAUACUACAAAAUGGCGAAGUAUUGUAUCUCUUUAUUAAAAUUGGGCGCAUGAAUCUUAAAAGUAAGGCUCCAAUAGUAACCGACUGUUCUAAACGAGAAAUUUACUUCUACAGAAAUGUGGUGUCAUCCUAUCAACGAUUUCUACAAGAGAAGAAUCUAAGUGAGAAGGAUUUUCUUUCCAUACCAAAAUGCUACAAAACGUUUCUUAGUGACACUGAAGAAGUUAUUGUUCUGGAAGACAUAAAACCAAAAGGGUACCAACUGUUUAACAGACAUCUGCCCAUGAACUUAAGUCACAUAAAGAUGGUCUUAACAAGCCUCGCAAAGUUACACUCCAUUUCCUUUGCCCUAAAAGCUCAGAAACAGGACGAAUUUGCCAAACUUACAGAAAAUUACAGCUCACUUUUGGGAAAAAACAUGGAUUUCUACAGAGAUUCGUUUAAUAAUCGGCUAGAUAAACUUAUAGAAAAAUUACAGUUCUAUCACAAAAAUAUUCAGGCAGACAAAGUUAAAAAACUAAAGAAAUCAGACAUUAUUGAUAUUUUACAACGUAUUAUCAAUGAUAAUCCACAAGAAGCAAUUGUGUUACAUGGGGAUAGCCAUAAUAACAACUUUCUAUUCCAAUAUAAGGACUCAAAUACAGAGCAUCCGUCAAAACUAAUAAUGGUCGAUUUCCAACUAUCUUUCCUACAUUCACCAGUAAUAGAUCUAAGCUACUUCUGGCACUUUGUAGCCUCCACACAAGAAUAUCCUCAUCUCACAGAACUGUUGGAAUUUUAUCAUAAAGAACUUUCAACGAAUCUGAACCUUUUAGGAUGUAACUCGGAUGAAUUAUUUUCUCUAGAUACGUUAUGGACGCACUGGAAGAAGUAUUCUUUAUAUGGAUUUAUCCAAGCGGUAUUGUUUACGUAUUUAUUAUAUGUUGAUCACGAAGACUUGCAGAAAAUAAAUGACGGGUCUCAGGGAACCAAAGUUCAGAAGCUUGUUGGGGUCCAGCUGAAAAAUGACGAAGCUUACGUACAAAGAAUAUCAGCAUUAAUUGAUUACUAUAAGCUAGAUUGAACCUUAUUACCUAGUAUAGUUAUUAUAAUAUCCUUUAUACUAAAGCAUUACCUAUACAUAUACUAAACGUAUUAUAUUAAAUCAUUUUUUUAUAUA